Molecule: messenger RNA, 1085 nt
Organism: Aedes albopictus (Asian tiger mosquito)
Lineage: Eukaryota; Metazoa; Arthropoda; Insecta; Diptera; Culicidae
Product: protein THEM6
Exons: 3
Coding region: 408-986 (192 amino acids)
Source: RefSeq, a predicted model, not a curated record
AAGUAGCAUCGUUAGUAGCAUGUAGAUAUGUGUCCCUUGUAAACUGUAUUUUUACCCCUAUCAUCGGUUGAAAAGUGCAGAACGUCAGUAGCUGAUGCACUUCUCAGCCGGUAAACACCAGUCGCUGCUCGCUUGGUCAAUUACUAGGCAGCUGCGCUGCGACAGCAGUAAUCGGGACCAAAACUAAAGCUAUAGACAGCAUUAGACGCUCUCCGUUUUGUUUCCCGCAUUGUGAUCCGCGCGUCAUGAGUUGCAAAAAUAAUUAUCACAUAAUCUCCACGACGAGCGUUGUUUAGUUGAUAGCAAUUAUCAUCAGUAUCGAAUCAGCAGUACAGUUGGUAAGGUCAAGGUACGAGUGGAUCGGAAUCGAUUUUGGGAUAGACGACAAUCCAUCAUAAAAAGCAAAAAUGUGGUGGAUCGUCUUGGCAGCGCUCUACAUCGCUUUCGAUUUGAACUACUUCAUUCGGGCAAUCUUCACGGUCGUCGUUAUCCUGUGUUCCAAACGCGGUCUCAAACUGACCGAUACCAUCACGACAUAUGGCAUCUGCACCACACAGGACAUCGACAUGAUGCUGAAUCACAUGAACAACGCGCGCUUCCUGCGGGAGUUGGACUUUGCCCGUUAUCACUGGUAUGGUCGAACCGGGUUUUGGACAAAACUGCGUGCCUUGGGAGGUUCCGCUGUGCAGGCUUCGGUGAUGGUUCGGUACCGCAAGCAGCUCUCGCUGGGUCAUCCGUUCCGGAUAGAGACCAACGUGGUAUGGUGGGACGACAAGUGUAUAUAUUUCGAACACAAAUUCGUCACGUUGUUCGAUGGGUUUGUUCGCGCUGUAGCCACUUCCCGGCAGGCGAUUACGGGGGUGGAGCUGGAUAAAGUGAUUAAGCAGUUUGACGACGGGCAAACAAGACCAGAACAACCGGAGGAGAUACGGCACUGGAUGAACGCUGUGGAGAUAUCCAGUCGGAAUCUGAGGAAAGACCGCUAAAUGUCGGCAAAAUAUCACUUUUUUCUAGUCAUUAUUAUUUAAUUUUUUAGGAUAAUUUCGAGUAUGAAAAUAUUAAACACGAACUUUUUUGAACACCUA